AUGAUGGCCAAAGUGUGGUCACAACCCUUACACUCGAUGUGUAUCACAGAAGCAAUCAUUGCAACCGUGAUAUACAUCAUGUGUUUUCUUAUAAUAUUGUUAUGUGUCGUAAACGGCAUAUAUGUGGCCAUCAAUGGCCGUGCGUUUACACCACCGCCCAAUUGGUUGAUCACUAUUACCGCGUGGAUGUAUGUCUGCGGUAUUAUAUGUUCAGAUCUACACAUCAUAAACAACAUGACCACUGAUUACAGCCGUAUUAUAUCGGAUCAGUUGACGUACUGGGGGUCAGACAGGGAGGCAGUGGCGGACACUAAACCCCGCGCGUGCUUAAUGUGUGCAAGCGAAUAUAGAAACGGGUGGUAUUCAGUGUACUCGUACUAUAUGGCUAAAGUGCUCGUGGACGUUUUCUGGCAGUUGACAAUACCAUUGCUUUUGAUUGUGCCGGCAUUUGUGGGCACCGGACAGUACUGGGAGACCGAACGCUGGCGUUUCUAUUAUUUUAUAGGCAUAUGUCUACUGCUGGCCCUCUCGUUCACAUCUAUGGGACUAAUAGUGAGCGCAUAUCUCAUGGACUCUCCGACUGCCGUCGCUUUCAUCGGUAUUGUCACCGCUUUUCCGUUAUUUCUCUUUUCAGGCUUUAUGAUCCCGGUGAAAGACAUGCCCAACGGUUUCCGACACUCAACGUGGGGUAAUUUCAUACGCUUUACAUUAGAGGGCACGACAACAGCCAUCUAUGGCUUCAACAGAUGUCGCGCGGAUCCGAUUGGACCGAAGAAAGCGCCCAUAGAUUGGGGUUCACUCAUAACAGAGGAACAGAUGACCGCAAUCCUGGCCUCCGAUCACAUCAAUGCCGAUGCGUUGAUGAAUACAAUGAGUUUGUUUAGCGGUCAGGUGUCAGAUGAGGCCCAGUCUGUCAUAAUGACCAAAAUGGAUUACCACGACAACGACAUGUAUAGAGCAUGUUGA
Molecule: messenger RNA, 966 nt
Organism: Medioppia subpectinata
Lineage: Eukaryota; Metazoa; Arthropoda; Arachnida; Sarcoptiformes; Oppiidae
Source: the annotation of a GenBank genome assembly